GAGGAGACAUGUAAAGUAUGGUCCACCACAAUAACCUAUUACUAUUUUCAUGUAUGAAGGUAAUGCUGGCGUAGGAUGAGAAAACAGAUGUUUAAAAUAAAGAAGAUGUGGUUAAGCAGCAAGCUGAAAGCUGAUUUAUAGGACGACUUUCUUAAGCAAUCUCAGAUAAUCUCCUCCAGUAUGUCAAGAAAACGCCCCACGGAGGUUUCCUGGGAUAGUGAUGAUGACCUCUUACAAGAUGAUUUAUCUGGAAUUAAUGCAUUCCCUCACUCAAAGAAGGAGGAGACUGAGGAAGAAUUAGACGAGGAUGCUUUGUUAGGAAGUGAUGAUGAGGCCACUGAUAAACAGGUUAACACCAGUGACAUGUGUGACUCUGCCAAUGCUGAUAUGUCCACAAGUGAUGCAGGAAACACAACAUUUGGAGUUCCAGAGACGGUUGAUUAUGAAUUUGCUGAUGUCUCCCAGGAGCUUGGUGAGGAUGUACUGGUCAUAGAGCCUGAAGUAGACUCCAGUCUCCUGAAUGACACCCAGGAGGAAGGUGACCAACUGGAAGAAGACGUUGAUUACAGGGAAGGGGAAUUUGAUGGGGGAUCUGAGCUAGAUUCUACAGCUGACACACAACCCGGCCUGGAUACCACAGAUGGUGAUGUGGGUGCGGAUGAGGGUGAGGGCUCCAGCAGUGAGAGCGAGAGUGACGGGGAGGGAGGUAGAGCACGCUUCAAGUCUGAGAGAGCAGCUAUUGUCUCCUUAAGUCAGUCCAAGUCCAGGACGGAUAUCCCUGAUACUUUAGAGAUAAGUGAGGAACAGCAAGCUACUAUUGAUGAGUUUUUGACAAAAGAUGGGCGUAAGAAAAAGCAGCGAGGAGGCUUUCAACGUGGAGAUCAGGCCCAUGCCCUGCCAUCACGUGGGCUGGCACCAGGCCCAAUGCAGCCGUUGCUGAGUAACUCCCCUCAACGGGGUAUGAGUAGUCUCCCCCUGGGCAGACCUCACCAUCAGCUUCGUCCUGACCAAAGCCACCUGAAUGGCUCCAAGACAGGAGUUUAUGACUCACCACCCAAGCCAGCCGGCCCUCUGAUAAUCAGCCAUUCUUUGGCUCCUCCUGCAAGCCAGGCAUAUCGCCAGGGCAGCGUGAUCCAGCCCAUCCAGUUUGGGCUACUACCACCACCCCGUCAGACAUUCUCCAGUUCUCCUGGCUCCUCACAGGGGCAUUCAGCUCAGUUUACAGGCCCCACGCCCAUUCUCACAACAACAACAACCAACAGCGGCAGCCACAGUCAGCAUGGUCAGCCAGUUCCAGCAGGCCCAAAUGCAGAACAGAGGCAAAGGCAACAACAACAAUAUUACCUUGGUAAAUGCCGCUCCUCCAGAAACGCCUGUCUGGGGGAGGUGAUCACUGGUUCCUCUCCUCCAAAAGUGUCACGGAAAACAGAACGCAAGAAUGUGAAAGAUCGUCUUCAGCUUCCCAGUAAGCAAAAACAGACUGACAUUCAAAUACAACAACAACAACCACCACCAUCUGAGCAUCCUGCCCCGGUCAUACAGCCCAAAGAGCCAGAGGAAGCGCUGGAUGAAGAGACAAGACUUCUUAAUGAGAAGAUAGAGGAACAGAAGAGGCUGAGGGCAGAGAUCAUCAAACGGAAAGAGGCCCGCCGCUUGCAGCAAGCUAAACAACGGCGCCUUGAGCUUCAGAAAAAACUAGCAGAACAGGGAAUGACUCUGAGUGACGUGGACGCAAGUAGUGAUAACUCCUCGCCACAAAAACAGGCCCAUGCUGAACCAGAUGCCCUGCAGCAGCCAGCUCCACAGAAGGUAUUUGUCCCCACGAAGAUGGCUGCCAGUAAAACAGGCCAGAUGAUAGCCACAAAGCGUCAGGGUGGCAGCAUGGGCACAGUGCAGACAUUUCAAAAGGAGCCACCGUCUAAAGUUCCCAGGCAGAUGUCACAACCUCUUCAACAGGGUCAAGGACAGAUGGGAACUCAGCCAAACCGCUCAGGGCAUCAGCCUGGCACCCAAGGCAGGUUCUCUAGACAGAACAGUAGGGGCCAGGGUGGCUUUGUGCGGGGUCAGAGAGGAAUGAGAAGAGGUGCAGUGACCAGACAAAUGAGCGGAGGAAAUGUUGGCCAGACACAACUCACCCCAAGUCAGCUUCAGGCUCGUCAAGUAAAAUUGGAGCAAAGUUCUCAAGUGUUUGAAAACCAAGCAAACCGGAAUGUUGUCUCUUUAACUGAACAAGACCACGGUAGAGCAAGUCGAGGUCAUGUUGUGAAAGGGCAAGGUCCUGUAAGAGGUCGAGGUCAAAUGAAUAGAGGUCAGUUUGGAAAAAGUCGUGGAGGUCACCUGCCAUUGAGGGGACGUGGUCAGACAGUGUCACGAGGACAGGGUCAUUCUGUACAGCGAGGACCUGGACAUGGUGUCCAGCAGCAGACAUCCGGUGGACAAGGAGAGAGGACAGUAAUGGCCAGAAGUAUGAGCGGUAACAACAUUGUGCUGGGAGAGAGUCAGACCACACAAGCCGAUACAGCUGCAAACCGGAGAGUUGUAGUUGGGCCAAAUGUGAAUAAAGGAGGCUCUAGUCAGUUUAUCUCCAUUGAUAAUUUGUCCAAGUCAACCACACAGCAGAAACUCUAUCAGCUUUGCAGAACAGUCGGCCCUGUGGAGAAUGUCCAGUUGUUGCAGUCCCAGAACAAGGCUAUAGUUAAGUUUCAAAACCCUGGCCAUGGUCAUAAGUUUGCCCAGAAGUAUGACAGGCACCUGUUGGACUUGUCCUCCAUUAGAAUCUCCACACUGCCGUCCUGAGCCCUGAUUUGUGCCUGGGGGGCUCUAAAGGGGUUUUCUGAGAUCAACUGGUGAAAGGGGUCGUAUAACACCUCUCCAAUACAGGUGGUAUUCUUCUGUUUUGGUAUGCAGUGUAUGGCAUUUCCAAGCUGUAAAGUCAUAGUGGCUUUUGUUAGGUGACAUUCCCAAGAAUGUCACUUACAAGGUUCUGGGCUUCAUGUAGUUCCAGUAGCAUUACUGUACAACAUUGUAUCAUAGUUGUGCAACAUUGUAUCAUAGUUGUACAACAUUGUAUCAUAGUUGUAUCUGUAUGAUUGACAUGUCCAUGACUAGGGUGGAGUUGUAGACCAUCAUCAUCUGCUAGAUGACAUGUUACAAGCAAAUCCAGGCACAGUUUGUUGAGUAACAACAGUGUUUCAGGGACAGAACUACCAGUGACUGCACAGAACAACUGGAAACAUUGCAGAACUAUUGGAUCACUGCUAGAGACAGCUUAAAGCUACAGGAUUACCCAUGGAAAUCUAGGUGCAGCCUUGAGGACAUAAUUGACUUGAAUGGCUCGUGUGUAGCAGGUUGUGUUUAUGGAGAACAACUGUACCAGUAGAUUAAGGUGUCUACACAUUAUGCUCAUGUGUCAGUUAUUGGUUGUCCCCCUUCACAGCCAUACGCACAUGCUGUACUACAGUGCCAGUUUCAGGAUGACAAGCCAGGAGUGUGUAGACAUGUAUACAGGACUGUGUAGACAUGUAUACAGGACUGUGUAGACAUGUAUGCAGGACUGGGAGUAUGAUGUAAACCUGCCAUGCGCUGUCACCUACGUGAAAACAUUUGUGUGUAGAAGUUAGGAUCAUGCUCACAUACCAGUAUUGGUGUUUUGUUUGAGUUACACCGAAGCACUCACGGUAUUGAUGAUGGGGUACGGGAGGGGGGCUGGGAAGCGAAAACUUUCAGCAUUUUUUUCCACAUUUUACUCAUAGGAAUAUUCUCAUAGUUGUCAAGUUUCAUUUAUUCACCAAAAAAUCAACUUUUCCAUAUCAAUUUAUUUUUGUCAUGAUUUUGAACACUGGGCUUGAUGUUGUCCUGAUAAACACUUUUAAAAAUGUUUUCUGUGGCAAAUUCAGUGUUGAGAUGCUUGAGGUAUUUGCUUAGUAAUGGAUGUAAGAUAUUUUUUUGGAGUCAGGCGGAGCUAUGCUCAGAACUAAUAAAGUUAUUUCUCCAUUUUUAAAUCUUCUUAGCUAAAAGAUGACCCAGGUUUUCAUAGAUUUCAACAAACCCAGUUUUGUUUGACAUUGCCAUGGGGUAUAUUGAUGGGACACACUGAUUUUGUUACUGCUGCUUUAUGUUACACAGAAUUUCAAAUAAGAAUUCUUGCGACUAAUGAAUUCUGAAAGAAAUAGGUGAAAAAAAUUACCUUCAGGCUAUGAGAAAUUUUUUCAACUUACACCACGUGUCAUUAUAACUCAGGGAAGAGAAUCUUUUCCAUCAAAAACUAGCUGACCCCUAUUAGUAAAACAAUUAGUUUUCGCCAUAUUGGCCAAACAUUUGAUAUUUUGAAAAUAUUUCUCUUAAAAUCAGCUGAUAAUUCUCAUUGCUGAUUGCAGAAAUGAAUGGGAAAACAAAAUUUAUAAAGUGUUAAGAACUUAUAUUGUAUUUCACCUGAAGAUAACUGUAAUAAUGUGCCUUCAGAAGUACAUAAAGGCCUACAGCGAUACUUUUGAUGCCAACACUAAUGCUUUUGUGAUCAGAAAUUAAUCAGAAUUAACAAAAAAACUAUCUGGCUAUCUGAUGUGUGUGAACCAAUCAGAAUCGAGCAAAAUGUGUCACCUGAAAAAGCUAACUGGCUAUCUGAUGUGUGUGAACCAAUCAGAAUCGAGCAAAAUGUGUCACCUGAAAAAGCUAAAUUUCGGGUGAAAUACAGCAAUUAAAAUUUCUGUCCCUCAACACGCACAUUUUAAUUCCACUUUUGCAGUGAGAACCUGAUAGGAAAAGCUUAUGAAAAUUUCUCGGGUUUUCUUUUAAAUGUUCAAGGGAUAGAAUAGGUGUUGCUAAAAACAAGAAGUGUCCCUUGUGCAGAGCAACUCCCUGCAUUUCAAUUCUAUUUAGGAAGUAAGUGUUUUAUCACAGGACAGAUCACUGCGUAUUUGAUUGAGCUGUAACAUGUGAAAAACAUAGGUCACAAGAAAAAGGAAAAGAAUACCAUCCACAACCAGAGUGACACCAUCAUCCCAGAGACAUACUUGCUGCAACAACAAAAACAAGUAGUUUGUUUUGAAAAAGGCUGUCCGUUGGCCUUUUAUAUAGUCUUAGGGACAAUCACCAGUAAGAUUUUCUUUAAGUUGCAAUAUUACAACAUCACAGUGAUGUUUGUGCCGUGAUGUGGACGUUUUAUGGCAUGGUAGGGCUUCUUUCUUACUUGUCAUUUUGUAUUGCGCUUAAUCUAUUUAAGAUGAACUGCAGCCAGACUUUUCAGAUUUCUGAUCAUUGUGCCAUCCAGUGCCACUGU
Molecule: messenger RNA, 5278 nt
Organism: Liolophura sinensis
Lineage: Eukaryota; Metazoa; Mollusca; Polyplacophora; Chitonida; Chitonidae
Product: RNA-binding protein 33-like
Exons: 16
Coding region: 181-2796 (871 amino acids)
Molecular function (GO): RNA binding
Source: RefSeq, a predicted model, not a curated record